Guyanagaster necrorhizus is the source of this 879-nucleotide messenger RNA. RefSeq lists its product as uncharacterized. The record is from RefSeq and is a predicted model, not a curated record. The transcript is spliced from 4 exons. Bases 176 to 724 code for a protein of 182 amino acids. Lineage: Eukaryota; Fungi; Basidiomycota; Agaricomycetes; Agaricales; Physalacriaceae.
CAUAAGGUCCCUUCUCGUCACCAACGACUGUUCUUUCACAGACCUUCACACUGACUAGUCGGAAGAUACUUCCUAUGUAUGAGAAGCAUUUAGACCUCAUGGCGCCGUGCUGUUGGCCAUCUUCAUAGAUAAAUCCACAGCAUGGGAGCCGCUUCUUCCUAGCUCUCCCCCUUCAAUGGUCUGCAUACUUCCGUCGCUUCCCUACCCCUGGGAUGAAGGAGAAGAUUCAAACACAUACUCCGAGCCAUGGCCAACCGUUACAUCAUCGUCUGCGACCGCGGCAACUCAGUCAUAUUCAACAGAUGAACCUAGGUCCUCAUCCACCACUCGAUCCAUCCAUCCCGGCGUCAUAAUAGGAAUUGCCAUAGGAGGGAUCGCCGUCAUACUCGUUCUCUUGCUCCUCCUUGUUUUCUUCCGGAGUCGUUACAAAGAGCGGAAAAGGAAGUCACAGAUACCAGAUCCGUACCUUCAGAGAAAAAUCACCUGCACCUCUGAUCCGACCCCUUCUCCUGAGAUGCAGACAUUAGAUACACCUCCUGCUCCAUCCGGUGUACAGGAUAGUCAUGACGACGUGGGGGCACCCAACGAAAGGGCGAGGCUGGAGCAGCUAGAGUCAAUGGUCCGGCUGCUCAUAACCGAGCGGCAGCGGAGCUGUAUUUCGGAGAUACACGAGCCUCCGCCUGAUUAUACCUUAUCAAACCUCAGCACCGAUAGAACUAGCUAAUGAUCAGUACGACUUGAUUUUGCAGAUAUAAUACAUUCCUUGUCUGGGAACGAUAAUUCGGCAUGAUAUUAACAUUUCAAACUUGGGGCCCUCUCCCGCCCAGUUCAGAGGUACGCCUAGACAGUACGGAACGGUUUGUCCAUAUUCGGCAUAUC